Periophthalmus magnuspinnatus is the source of this 2498-nucleotide messenger RNA. It is a transcript of the gene sfxn5b, whose product is annotated as sideroflexin 5b. Gene Ontology annotation, molecular function: monoatomic ion transmembrane transporter activity; citrate transmembrane transporter activity. Bases 257 to 1234 code for a protein of 325 amino acids. Gene Ontology annotation, cellular component: mitochondrial inner membrane. Gene Ontology annotation, biological process: mitochondrial transmembrane transport; monoatomic ion transport; citrate transport. NCBI's taxonomy places the organism in Eukaryota, Metazoa, Chordata, Actinopteri, Gobiiformes, Gobiidae. The record is from RefSeq and is a predicted model, not a curated record. The transcript has 14 exons.
AAUUAAUGGACCAAUCAACAUUUAUCUCGCCCAAGAUCAGUCCCAACUGUUACGCAACAAUAGCGACAAACCAUAUCGAUCCUGUUUGGAGAUAGUGGAGCCAUGCGUUUUGCGGGGAAUAACGCGGCCCAGAGGACUACACAUCCCAGCUGACGCAGCGGCGCGUCGCUUCACUAGUUCCACAUUGGAUGUAGUUCGCUGUAGUUAACAAUCCCGUCCAUGAUUCGGUUCAUUAAUAAGUAAAUAGUUGGGUGUCAUGGCGGAAUCUGAAGUGUGUCCCUCUUUCCAGCUGGGAAGACCCCGGUACGACCAGGGCUCCUUUCGCGGGCGGCUGAGACACUUCAUAGACAUCAUCGACCCCUCUACACUAUUUGUCUCUGAGAAACAGCUACAAGCCAAUCUCAAGCUUCUUAAUGAUUUUAAAAAUGGCAUCGUUCCACCAGGAGUUUCUGAUGAUCAGCUAUGGGAGGCUCAGAAGAUCAAGCAGGCCAUCAUUCAUCCUGACACAGGCGAGAAGAUCUUCAUGCCAUUCCGUAUGUCAGGUUAUGUCCCAUUUGGAACUCCAAUAGUCAUAGGCCUUCUUCUGCCAAAUCAGACUGUGCUGUCUACCAUUAUAUGGCAGUGGCUGAACCAAAGUCACAACGCCUGUGUGAACUAUGCAAAUCGUAAUGCGACAAAGCCUACGCCGAUAUCCAAGUUUCUCCAGGGGUACGUUGGAGCUGUUACCAGUGCCGUCUCUAUAGCAGUGGGACUAAACGUGCUGAUCGAGAAGGCCCACAGACUGAACCCUGCCACUAGAAUGAUCAUCCAGAGACUGGUGCCAUUCCCGGCUGUAGCCAGUGCAAACAUCUGUAACGUGGGUCUGAUGAGACACAGUGAGCUGUCUGAGGGUAUUGACGUCCUGGAUAAUAACGGCAACGUGGUGGGCUCAUCCAGAAUCGCUGCCCGACAUGCGAUCAUGGAGACAGCCUUCACACGCGUGGUGCUGCCGAUGCCCAUCUUUGUCCUGCCUCCCAUCAUCAUGUCCUACCUAGAGAGGCUCCGAUUCCUUCAGAAGAACCGACGACUGCUGCUCCCCAUCCACAGUGUAGUCUGCCUGGUUACCUUUGGCCUUUCUCUGCCUGUGGCCAUCAGCCUGUUCCCGCAGAUGUCCCAGAUUGAGGUGUCUCGCCUUGAGCCGGAGAUUGCCAUGGCAACUGAUUGCAAGGUGGUGACCUACAACAAGGGUUUGUGAUGGAUGGUGGGUGUGUGAGAAGAAGAGAAAACAGACAGUGAGCAGCAGAAGUAGAAAGAGGCUUGGUUUUUUGGCUACAAUAGACUGUUAAACACACUGUGCUGUUGCAGACCAUAUACAGUUAAGCCUACUCUAUGUGACAACUAAGCCUGUGUCUGUAGUCAUUCAUACUGAUGAGCUGUUAUACCAGUAAUAUUUUAAAAUAGUCUACUACUGGAUUAAUGUCCUCAUAUCAAUUCAUAGCCUUUUGAAGAACAGUAAAUACAAAGUAGGUCAGUAUUGUGUAAUUUCUCCAAGUCAGCUGCUAAUAGACCCUUUAAAAGUUUGUAAAUAAAUACAUUAUAAAUUGCAGAAUGGAGGCACCUGGAGGGAAAAGUGAACUGGGAUAUGAUGCAGUUAAACCCAUUUACAACAGUAUUAUUUAUGUUUUUUUGUUUUUUUUUUAAUAUAAAGGAAAUUAUAACACGUGUAAGUACAUUUAAUGACAAAAAAUGUUCGUUUUUAGGAAGUACUUGCAGAAUAAUUGACCCCACAAAAGUAAAAAUUUCAAUGUAUAUAAUAUAUUACAUACUCUACCACCAAUUAUAAUGGUGAAGCUCAAUAUAAUUUUGAGGCUAGAAAGUGCUGUUACUAAUACUACAAUUUGUUCUGUCCUUUAUAGUACAAAAGCAAACUAACUGACAUUUUGUUAUUGUUAUAAAUACUUUAAAACAUUAGCUGACGUGACAUUUUUGUUAUGGUCUAUUUGACCUCAUUUGAUGUGCCAUCUACAAGAACCAGAAACUUACAAUGCAAGCUUGGAGCAAUAUGUGCCCUGUAGAAAGAUGUGCAAUAAUAAUAUACAUACCGGUACUUUGAUUUAAUGGAAAAUAAUGCGUUAUUGUUUUUAAUGAAGGGAAUACUAAGGUGUUCUGUAAUUUACACGUAUAAUGGCAAUGGGAAUAUGAAAGCAAACUAUAAUAACCCUUUUCAUGUGAAUAGUAAACAUAUUUGUUUUAUAUUGUAGACUCUGGCCAUAAUUAUGCUACAUGUCUACUUCUCUAUCAGGAAAAGGAAAAUAAUUGAAAUACUGUAAUAAUAAGUAAGGCCUGAUCUUAAAACCAAUGUAACCCUAAUGAAUUAAUCUACGUAUACUACCUAAUAUGAUUUAUUUUGUAUUUUUGUGUAAUAAACUUGACAAAUUUAUAUAGUAUUUGCUAAUGGAAUAUAUAAAGCAAUGAAACUAUUCAAUAAAGGCACCAAUUGCUUUUCUGGCUUUUAACCC